Molecule: messenger RNA, 1389 nt
Organism: Capsella rubella
Lineage: Eukaryota; Viridiplantae; Streptophyta; Magnoliopsida; Brassicales; Brassicaceae
Product: mitochondrial phosphate carrier protein 1, mitochondrial
Exons: 6
Coding region: 176-1105 (309 amino acids)
Biological process (GO): mitochondrial phosphate ion transmembrane transport
Cellular component (GO): mitochondrial inner membrane
Molecular function (GO): phosphate transmembrane transporter activity
Source: RefSeq, a predicted model, not a curated record
AUGAGAACCCUUUCUUCCACGUACACACUCUUUGCCUCUCUUCCAUCAUAGCUUUCCCCUGACGUGUUUCUUCCUUCUCUGGGUUUUGGGGCUUUACCAGAGAAAACGCCAAAGAACAACUUUUGUUUUCUGACGGAUUAGGGUUUAUCGGGAUUUGAAACGGUUUUGUUAGAAGAUGACAAGAGUCAAAACCAAACUAGAUGAUGAUCUGUCGUCUCCUUGGUUUUAUACUGUUUGCACCAUGGGAGGAAUGCUUAGUGCCGGAACUAUCCAUUUGGCUAUAACUCCUCUUGAUGUCCUCAAAGUCAAUAUGCAGGUGAAUCCUGUGAAGUACAAUAGCAUUCCUUCUGGUUUCUCCACUUUAUUAAGAGAGCAUGGAUAUUCUUAUCUUUGGAGAGGUUGGUCAGGGAAGCUAUUAGGCUAUGGUGUUCAAGGUGGAUGCAGAUUCGGACUAUAUGAGUACUUCAAGACACUCUACAGCAAUGUGUUACCUAAUCAUAACAGAACUUCAAUAUAUUUUCUCAGCAGCGCUUCUGCUCAGGUAUUUGCCGAUAUGGCUUUGUGUCCUUUUGAAGCAAUCAAAGUUAGAGUUCAGACGCAGCCUCUGUUCGCAAAAGGUUUGCUUGAUGGAUUUCCAAGAGUAUAUAGAAGUGAAGGUCUUGCCGGCUUCCACAGGGGACUUUUUCCGCUCUGGUGUCGUAAUCUUCCAUUUGCAAUGGUGAUGUUCUCAACGUUUGAGCAGUCAGUUGAGUUUAUAUAUCAAAAGGUUAUCCACAAAAGGAAGCAAGAUUGCUCUAAAGCUCAACAGCUCGGUGUCACAUGUCUUGCUGGCUAUACUGCUGGAGCUGUAGGUACAAUCAUCUCUAACCCCGCAGAUGUGGUUGUCUCGUCUCUCUACAACAACAAAGCCAAAAGUGUACUGCAGGCUGUGAGGAAUAUUGGGUUUGUUGGUCUUUUCACGAGAAGUCUCCCUGUUCGGAUCACAAUUGUUGGACCUGUCAUUACCUUGCAAUGGUUCUUUUAUGACGCCAUCAAAGUCUUAAGUGGAUUCCCUACAAGUGGAGGAGUGAGGAAACCAUUGGAAGCAACUAAAUUAUCACUGUGAAGCUUAGAAGAGUAGAUCUACCUAUAUCAAAACCAGAACGAGGAACUCAAAACACACUAUCAUGUAAGAUUCUCUUGCAAGUAGAUAUCCAAGCGUUGUAUAGCGGUUGGAAUGAGCAUUUGAUAUUUUAGUCUCAUGGAAAAAAAUGCAUUUGUUUGUCCAACUCCUGCCUGAGAUUGGAUUGUAAGUAAGGUGCUAAUGAGUGAUAUUUCUUGUAAACAGAAAACAAUAAUCUUUUAACUCAAUGAGGUAAAAAAGGAAAGUGUCUGGUUUUAUCUUUGUUA